Messenger RNA from Macrosteles quadrilineatus (aster leafhopper), 2073 nucleotides. Its product is annotated as ornithine decarboxylase-like. The record is from RefSeq and is a predicted model, not a curated record. The transcript is spliced from 9 exons. NCBI's taxonomy places the organism in Eukaryota, Metazoa, Arthropoda, Insecta, Hemiptera, Cicadellidae. Gene Ontology annotation, cellular component: cytoplasm. Gene Ontology annotation, molecular function: ornithine decarboxylase activity. Bases 391 to 1707 code for a protein of 438 amino acids.
CGACAGCAGCGCCCCCUUCGUUCGGUCCUUUCAGAUUUGAACCUAGCAUGGUGGUAGUCUGCUCUAUUACAGUGUCUUAAAUAGUGGUCAAUUUCCUUGGAAUUGUCGAUUUUUCUCUCUGAAAGUGGCUAAAUACCCUCCACCAUUCCGCAAUUAAUUAAAAGCCAGCCGAAAGGGUGGCUUUCGUCCAGUAAGGGUUCGGGUCGGCUGGUGCGCAGCCCUCUAAACUUUGUCGACUGGCGUGAGGCGCUCAACGGCGACCCCCCGUGGCAGUGCUGACAACCGCAAAUUAAUUAUUAGACUUUAGUUUAAACACAACUCUGUCCAAGACUGGACAAGAGCUGCCUCUUUGCUUGUUCGGAUUUGUGACACGUCUUCUGCUGUCUCGCCAUGAGGAAUGUAUCUGUGACGGACAUGAUCCACGUCCUGGACACCGACACUGCGCCGAUGGACGUGCUGCGCGCCAUCGCGCAGUCCGGGGUCCAGGAGAAUGCUUUUUAUGUCCUCGACAUUGGGGAUAUUGUCCACAAACACUCAGAAUGGAAGAUGAAGAUGCCCAGAGUUGAACCUUUUUACGCGGUGAAGUGCAAUGACAGUCAGCUCGUCCUGGCUACCCUCGCGGCUCUAGGAACCGGGUUCGACUGUGCGUCCAAGACAGAAAUCGCCAAGGUGAUGGACCUAGGAGUUGAUGGCAGCCGUAUAAUUUUUGCCAAUCCUGCCAAAAUGGCGUCUCACAUCCGCUAUGCAGCCUCACAAGACGUCAACACUAUGACCUUCGAUAACGAGUGUGAACUGUACAAGGUCAAGCAAAUGCACCCUAACGCCAGGAUGGUGUUGCGUAUUCGGUGUGACGCUACAGUAGCCCAAUGUCAGCUGGGGAUGAAGUUCGGCUGUGAUCCGCUGGUCGAGGCUCCUCGUCUGCUCAAGCUGGCCGCUGCGCUGGGAGUUACGGUGGUGGGGGUGAGUUUCCACGUCGGCUCCGGCUGUCAAGAUCCUCCCGUGUUCCGUCGAGCCAUCUCUGCCGCCCGUGACCUGUUUGACCUCGGCGGCCAGCUGGGCUUCAACAUGAGCUUGUUGGACAUCGGUGGUGGUUACCCCGGCAACCGAGGCAGCAGCAUUGAUCAGAUCUCCGAGGUGGUGAAUGCAGCUUUGGACGACUACUUCCCCAUCUCACUUGGCGUGCAGAUCAUCGCAGAGCCCGGCAGGUUCUACGUUGCCUCCGCCUACACUCUGGCCACACUCAUACACUCAAAGCGGGACACCAUGUACUACAUCAAUGACGGUGUCUACGGCUCCUUCAACUGCAUCUUGUACGAUCACGCUGUCGUUAAGGCGAUCCCACUCGAGAACAAGGGAGGCAAGCCGCUGCUGUCGUCUGUGUGGGGCCCGACCUGCGAUGGACUUGACCAGGUGUUGGACAGUGUGUUGCUGCCGCCCCUGGACAUAGGGGACUGGCUUGUGUUUGAGGACAUGGGCGCCUACACUCUACCUGUCGCCUCAACCUUCAACGGCUUCCCCGUACCCAAGGUGCAUGCUGUCAUCGAUGAAUCCGUCUGGCGUUUCUUGAAAGGCUGUCUUCCCCUGACAGAGGACCACUUCAUUGCACAGAACAACAACUGGACGUCAGUCUGGGACAUUCCCUCCCCUGAGCAGUCUACCCCCUCCUCCCCCUCUCCUUCUCCCUACAUAUAUGAACUCAUGGCUUGAUGGAUACUCGGCUCUGCUCGGCGACCCUGGUUGUCAUGGCAACAUCACAAUCUGCUAUCAACGUUCCACCUCGUACACAAAUCCUCAUCGAUUGUCAGCUUUAUUUUGAUUUAAAAUUGUUUAAAUUUUACAAGUAACUGUUAAGUUAUAAUUUAACAUCAUUAAAAUGUUUUGUUGUAAAUUGUUUCCAAGUGCAGUUUAAUUUUUUUUGUGAUGAGGAUGACUGUGUAGUUGUGCUUUGACAACCAAACCGGCUUCUGAUUUUCGGUUGACGGAUGAUUGUUUUACUCAGGUCUAUUUUAGUAUAGUCUGGUUUUUAUAGUCACCUUCGCACAAUUUUAUGUCAAUAGUAAUCAUUAUCAUUCU